Molecule: messenger RNA, 8254 nt
Organism: Bolinopsis microptera
Lineage: Eukaryota; Metazoa; Ctenophora; Tentaculata; Lobata; Bolinopsidae
Exons: 31
Coding region: 2550-7865 (1771 amino acids)
Biological process (GO): cell migration; integrin-mediated signaling pathway; cell-matrix adhesion
Cellular component (GO): integrin complex; focal adhesion; cell surface
Molecular function (GO): integrin binding
Source: RefSeq, a predicted model, not a curated record
CCCUUUUAAAAGCUCCCAUUUCAGGUGUCCUCAAGCGAUAUUCGGACAGAACUAUCAGCGACCAACACGUCCCUUAUAACGGAGAUAUCUCUUAUCUUCACCCGAGUAGUGCUAGGAGACUCGGGGACGUAUCAAGCUGAGGUAGUGUUCCCUGAGAGGACCUCAAAACACAACUUUAAUGUGAACGUUAACAAGUUGCCUGCUCCCUUCAGAGUGCUAGAGUCUUAUGUCAACUACAAUGUUGUUGUUGGGUUCACUGGGAUGCCGCCUAAUUACAAGUCAGUCACGUGGCACUACAAGAAAAACAGUGACCGAGGAAUCUUUGUCCAACUCUCUGAAUCCAAUUCAAAGCUCGUGUUGAAGGAGGACACACUUGAGUUGAACAGCGUUCAACUUAGUGACCAGGGGUACUACAUAGCUCAACUUCUCUACCCAGGCAGCAUUAGGUACUACGUCACAUAUCUGCAAGUUAACUUCCUACCGGGAGGGGACGCAAUAGUUAUCGGUUACGAGGGACAGAACCUCACUCUCUCUGUAAACAACAAGGACGAUGCCCUCUUUUACACCUGGACCUACUUCAACAGUACCACAGGAACUCAGCUAGUUGAUGGACCCAGACUCAAAAUCCUGUCCAGAUCUCUGUAUUUCACCCGGCUUGUAGAUGAGGAUGAUGGUUACUACAGGAUCAACAUUUACUUUGACGGGGGACGGAGGGACGAGAGUUUCAUCUUCCAGCUGAUAGUUCUAGGAGCUGGGGAUGUAAACCAGCAGUGCCCUUCUACCAUGAGGUUCUACGAGAAAGACUGUGCCCCGUGCCAGGAAACUUGCUCUAACGACAAAUGUCUAUUUGAGUGUAGGUCAGGGGUGUGCGCGUGUCCCGCCAACACUCCCGUCUACUACCAAGGCAAGUGUAUCUCCCGAGACAAGUGUCCCAAGAACCCCGACUACCCGUGUACUCAGUUCGGAGUAGAGGGGUAUGUGUACUAUGGUAGUAAUGAGUGUGCACCGUGCCCUUCUAGCUGUGAUAACAGUGACGUCACCAGCUCCACCAGUGACGUCACCAGCACCACGUGCACGUGCAUGAGGAACACGUGUGCUUGUCCUGCUGAUAAACCUAUAGAGUACAAAGGGCGGUGUAUCAGCAAGGACGACUGUCCUAGCCAGCAGUGUGGAGGUGAGUCCAACAUGGUGUUGUACGAGAGCGAGUGCGCUGUGUGCAACAAGACAUGCUCCCAGGUGGACACCUCCUGUUCUGCAUCCUGUUUAACUGAUGUCUGUGGGUGUCCGUCUCACAAACCCUAUCUUAACCCUGAUGGUUGGUGUGUGAGCUAUGACUACUGUGUGGACUCUAAACCUACAGUUUGUCCUAAUAACCAGGUGUUUUACGAGCAGUGUGCUCCAGCUCAGAGGAGAUGUGGUGAGGAUGUCUCCGUGCUUGACAUGAUCUCUGUGGGGUGUAAGAACAAGGUUUGUGCUUGUCCUGAGAACAAGCCGUACUUUAUAGAGGGGGUUUGUAGGUCGUUCUGUCUUGGUAUCUCCGGACCUGUUGGUGGUGGUAAAGAGGUGAUGGUGGUGAAGAUUGUUUACCAGGUUGUUGGUGAAGCCCUCACGUUGAUUCUCCCUGAUAAAAACUCAAUCAGAAGAACAAGGUGGUUUCUUGAUCAGACUAAACUGAGUUCAAACACCAAGUAUAUUGUUACUGAUUCCUUCCUGACUAUCAAGGUUCUAGGUGAGGGUGAUAGAGGCACAUACUUUGCUAAUGUCACCACUAACACUAAGGAUGAUUUCUCGUAUGUCUUCCGAGUGUUUCCUCUUCAAAAGACAGACUACUACGUUUGGUUUCAGCAAAACCCCCUUACAAUCUCCACGAGAUUAGAUCUAAAUCAACCUUUAGUCUGGCUUAAAAAUGUCAACAGUACUUUAGUCAAUGUAGAGGAUAAGCUCAUGUACCUUCAAAAGAAUUUUGGAGAUCUUACAUUCGUGAACCUACAGCUUACUGACACAGGACACUAUCAUGCAAUGUACUUUGACCCAGACACAAACAAAAUAACUGUCAAAGUGUUCAAUGUUGUAGUAAUAAAGCAGCCGAAAUUACAAACUAAAACUUGUAAGGUAAGGGAAGAUUGUACAAUCUCAGUUGAUCUGUAUCCUGGUUGGAAGCAGGUUGACUGGUACACUGUGUUUCACGGGGUUAAGAGUUUUUAACCAUUGACAACUCAAAGUACAGUCUAACAAAUGGACAGCUGACAAUCUCGGAGGUUCUAAAAGGAGAUGAUCGGAUCUACUACGGACAAGUUACCUACCACUCCAGUGACAGUUACCUGAUAACUUACCCUUGGAAUGUGGAUGUUAUCCCAACUAAACCAAACCUGGGUCUACCACUUUGUAAUGGAAAGUCUAUCUGUGAGGUGGAAGAAGGUUCCAACAUCGAGCUUAACAUACCCAACACGAUAGGCACUGGAGACGUUAUAAAAUGGUACUACACCAUCAGCGGUGUGAGGUAUCCAAUAACGUAUGUCAAUGGAAGAUUCUAUAUAAAGCAGGGUGGAAUGUUUGUUGAGAUCAGUAAUCUCAAACAGUCUGAUAGCGGGCAAUACUACGCAGUGGUGACCUUCUCGAAUGGAACUGAUGUUACCAUUAACUACGAGAUAACAGUCACUAACAAGGUGACAGGAACUACAUUUGUUGAAGUAGGGUUUGAUCCCUGCUGGGAGAACUCAGGGGAUGACUGCAUGAAAGAAGCCCAGUGUGGCUGGUGUGCUGAUGGUAGUUGGGGUGACUACAGGUGCAUGACUAGUAAUAGCAAGCGUAUUGAAGCUUGCAAGGAGGUGAUAAACCCUACACCCACUGUACAGACUACAGGUGGGACGAAUCUAGGAGACAGCGACACUACAGUUCAGUUGUCUCCUAACCAGUUGUCUCCUGCCCAGGUGCUCGUCAAGAUGAGACCAGGACAGUGUGCGGAGGUUGAGACUUUUGCUCGCUCUUCUAACAAUCACCCGUUAGAUGUUGUUAUUUUACAGCACCAGGUACCCUCGGUAAACAGAGGCUUGUUUAAUUUUAUGGUAAAAGAUCUGGUUUUAACCUUGUCAUCACUUGCUAACACUACCUACUUUGGAUACGGGACUUUCUCUGACAGAAACACAAUCCCGUACGCUACAGAGCAUAAGAAUUACUCCGACAAUCCUUGCAUGGCUGAUGGUACAUGCAGUGAAGCCCACGCUUUCAGAGCCCUCAACUACCUGGAAAACAACGACAAGAUUUACAAACUAAUCCUGGAGACCAUGUACACCAACGACACUACCUCUCAAGGAAACGCCGCUUUUGAUGCACUUUACCAGAGUUUGAUAUGUAACCAGAUGGGUUGGAGAGAUUCCAGCAACAAGAUGGUCAUAGUUGCACUCUACAAUAAUCCUCACAUAGCAGGAGAUGGAAAACUGGGUGGGUUCGUCCAGCCGUUUGAUGAAGUUUGCCGGACUGGCAGCACUAGAAAGUAUGGGUUUACAACCGAUUACCCCUCUAUAGUACAGGUGGCAAACAUGCUGCUCAGGAACAACACCAUCCCUGUGUUUGUAGUGUCAAGUUCUGUGGAUAAGAGGAUGCUGAGGGAUAUGAUACCCAACUCAAAGGUUUUCGACCUAUCAGCCGCUACUAGACUAGAUGAAGAGAUCAGCAGCUACUACAACUCAUUAGUGUCCAACCCUUCUGUUACCCUGGUGGACAUUCCUCCUGGAGUCAAUGUUUCCUAUAUAUGCCAUCUCACAGGAGAUGCCACUAGAAGUUGUGAUAAUGUAGAUAAAGAAAGUGACAUCACUUUCAAGAUGAAAGUUUGUGUCAGCCACUGUUUGGAAACUAAAGAGGAAACUCUUCUUAACUUCCCUGCUUACGGUCAACUCAAACUAGAGGUUGAAACAGUGUGCACUCUGAACCUGCCCACUGAGCCUGUCAGCGUGAAGUGUAACAAACAGGGCAGCUACCAAGGUGGUUCCUGCUCCUGCAAGUCAGGCUGGGUGGGAGCUAAAUGUGACUGUAAAGUUGGGGAUCUUGGUAAUGUGACUCAGUGUGUUAACCCUAGGGUUAGGUCCAGGAAUAGGGUGCCCAUGUGCUCUAGUAGGGGCACUUGUCAGUGUGGUCGGUGUAAAUGUGAAGAUCUCACGUACGGUGACUAUUGUGAGUGUGACCAUGGGAACUGUCCUAAAGGUCGAGUGGAGGGUAAAAACACCAUAGCUAUCUGCUCCGGUAGAGGAACCUGUAUGUGUGAGGAAUGCCUGUGUGCUGGUGGGUACUCGGGAGAAGCGUGUCAGUACAGUGAGAAGCAGUGUAGGGACAGUUCCAAUGUGAUAUGUGGACGGCACGGUGAAUGCCAGAACGGGAGAUGUGUAUGUGACGGUGGGUACAAAGGAAAACACUGUCAAACCUGCACUGUCUGUACUUCCUGUGAAGACUUCGAGACAUGUGCUACCUGUAUCUUUGAUAAGGGGUUCAACAAAUGUACCUCACAGUGUCUCGGCACUACUGUUAUCAACAAACCCUCGUUAGACCAGAUCCCAGCCGGUACACGAGAGUGCACGGUGGUAGUGGACGAUUGUCAGUAUUAUUUCUACCACAAGAGCAGUAGUUUCUUUUAUCUGGACACUGCUUCUGAAGAAUGUGUUGAAGUGGGUGCAGCUGGUGGAGGAGUUGCAGCUCCGGGAGGGACAGGAGGGACAGUAGCGGGUGUUGGAGAGGAUGACGGUAAUAUGGCUCUCUUGCUAGCUGUUGGCAUCAUACUGGGGAUACUCUUCUUGGGGAUACUCCUUCUCAUCUGCUGCAAAGCAUGUUGUUGUACUCCUGGUUCCUGCUUACUAACUGCCUUUCCCUGUUUGGCUGACUUGAUACGGAGAUGUGGAGGUGCCUGUUCGUCCUUCUGUUCCUGCUGUAAACAGGAUCAGGACAAGUACGAGGCACUUACCAGUGGAACAGGCAUUCCAGAUGUGGUGGAUAAUCCAAUUUAUGAACCUAAAAAUAAAGAACUGACGCCUGAUGGAGAAGACCCUGCAGCUGGUCCAGUCGAAAUUGACGGACCAGCAUCUAAUACCUACGAGGCCCCUUUGGAAAACGAUAGGGAAGAUGAGGCCCCUUUGGAAAACGAUAGGGACGAUGAGGCCCCUUUGGAAAACGAUAGGGACGAUGAGGCCCCUUUAGAAAUCAAUAGGGACGAUGAGGCCCCUCUGGACAUGGGAAGGGAUGAUGACGGUUCACUGGAGAGUGAAAAACCUGCUGAUCCGAAUAGAGGAGCAAUGGCUCCUUUAGGACCCGGCUCUGAUGUAAACCCUCACAGUCUAGCAGAUAUUGACAGCAUUCAGCACGACAGCACGCCUAACGGAGGUGACGCGAUGUCUAACAUAGCAGGUGUUUCUCAUAUGUCAUGUGGUGUUAUCACUGCUCCUCAGAGACACCCACCAGAGGUAACUGAGUCUGUGGAGCAUAUUCCUGGUUCUGAUGGGUCUGCAGCUAAGGACAUUCCAGUGAAGAAGGGGGGCGGAGGUAAGGACAUUCCAGUGAAGAAGGGAGGCGGAGGUAAGGAUUUGCCUAACAAGAAGGGAGGUCCUGGACAGAAUUCUUUAAAACCUAGAGACUGGGGAGGGGCUGAUGGAGGAGCGUCUCAAUUAAGCUACGAUCCGGACGAGGAUAACUUUGAUGUGGACUUCGACCAAGAGAGUAUGACAGAUACUGCUCCUUCUAAGCAGUUCAGCUGGAUGAAGACACUCACUCCGAUAAAUUCCCUGUCUGAUAUAGAUUCUAAUGCGCACCACGAUCACAAGAUAAAGUCGUUCGAAUCGCUGACAGACACCACAAGUGAUACAUUCAAGACUAAGAAAAAGAGACGAGAGUCAAGAAUGGUUACAAUCCCUAAAUCUGUUAUAGUUGGCUUGGGAAAGAUCCCAGACGCUAAAGCAGGGAUAGAAUACGAUCCUACCGUCCUGAGAACACGGCGGUUAUCUAGCACUACCCACGAGAUAAAUGUCAAUGUGAGGAACAUUCCUUACCCAGACAUCGUCAUUGACGAUGUGGACCAUGAUUUGGAUAAUAUUUACAAGGAUAUUGACUCUAUGAGAAAUCGCGGAACCACUACAAAAACAAUUGAGAAGCACAUCAACUUUGUAACGAAUACAACGAAUAUAGAGACUGAUGUUGAGAAGGCGCUGAAGGACGAACAGAAGAAGUUGAAACAGUUGCAAAAGGAAAUAGAGAAAGAGAGGAAGGGAUUAGAGAAAGAAAAGAAGAGACAGAACGCAAGAGAUCAAGAAAACGAUGAACAAGAUCGGCUCAAUGCAAUACUGGCUGCAGUGACGGACAACCGAAAUGUAAAAAGCAUUUCGGUUGUUCAACGAGGUGAUAUAAGCAGGCUGCCAUCUAAGAUAAGCGAAGGCAGCGACGAAAGAGACAGUGAGGAAUCUAGUGGUACAAUCUCAGCUAGAAAGCUCGUAACUAUUUUAGCUAAACACAACAUAAAGUUGGACGAUGACGACAAAUUGGAGUUGAUGGAAAGUUUUACACUCAAGGGCAUGGGUGGGAACAACGAUCUUAUAGAGGAAAUGGUAACCGCCAAAGCUGCACAACUUAAGAGAGUUGAGGGAGGCGACGAAGGAGCUAUAAUGGAUCUCAUCAGGAGCAAAGUGCUCACCUCUGGCGUGGCUUUACCUGAUGACAUCGAAGGAAAAGUCCUGAUGGGAUUACAGAAGCAGAUAACUAUUGGACAAGCUGGGAUAAGUGCUGCCUCCAGAGGCAGAUUUGUUUCAGAAAUGCUGGAGAAACUAAGAGAUGAAAUCGCGGGUGGAGGUGGCCUGGUUCUCUCAGCUGAGCAGAUAUCUUCAAUGAUAGCUAGGGUAUCUGGGAAACUGUCUGUCAAACUGUCUAUGCAGCAAAACUUGUCACUUUUUGAGGCUAUAAAAUUCAAGGUGGCAGAGAGAGGAUUGUCAAUGGGAAUGUUAGAACAGUGGGUUACGAAGAUUCUUCUAAAAUUCAAAGUUUCCAACAGGAUUGAUUUCGGUUCGGAGGUAGCAUCUCUUCGUGCAGCUUUAGAAAUAAAGAUCGGUGCAAGUCUGGGAAUAUCUUUUGAUGAUGAUGAGUCUGGAAGAGUAUCUUUGGAGCAAAUUCAAGCUAUCUUGGGAAAGCGAAGAAUUUCCCUGUCCUCUGAGGAUAUGGUGGAGUUGAUGGCAAGUGUAACAAUACGAGGGAUGACUGGAGAUACUGAGCUAGUUGAGCAAAUGAUCGUAUCAAAAGCAUUGCAACUAAGGGCCGUAAAAGGUGGCGAUGAUGAAGCAAUAGGAGAGCUCAUUCGCAGCAAACUGGUAGGGAGUGGUUUUGCUUUGCCUGGGGACAUGGAAGGGGAAUUUAUCGCAGGCUUGAAGCAAAAGAUGACCAGUCAGCAAGUUGGAGGAAGUGCUGCUUCAAGGAGUAAAUUUGUUGCUGAAAUGCUUGCUAAGUUAAAGGGUGACAUUUCAAGUGGUGGAGGUAUAGUGAUGACGGAAGAACAGAUGUUGUCCAUGAUAACCCGGGUGUCAAGCAAAUAUUCCGUAAAACUCUCCGCACAACAGUUCCAGUCACUGAUAGAGGGGAUCAAAGUAAAAGCUGCCCAACAAGGUUCAAGUGAAGGAAUGCUGGAGCAAUGGGUUACUAAGAUACUUCUAAAGUUUAAGGUAUCAAAUAAGAUCGACAUUGAAUCAGAGAUCUCAUCUCUACGCGGAUCUCUUCAGCAGAAAAUAGGAACCAGUUUGGGUUUGUCAGGAUUUUCUUCUGCUGGCCUGACCGCUGCUGGUGGAUCUACAACUAUGAGAAGAGCUUCGGUAGUAUCAUCCACAGCUUCUAUCCAGAGAUAUUAGAAGACACCUGGUAUUGGAUCAGAUGACAGCCGAUGCUCUCUUAUGACAACAUACAAUUUCUCUUCAUAAUCAUUAUCAGCUUUGCCAUGAUAAGAAACUGUGUAUAUCUGUACUUGAUUAUAUCUGUGCCUCGAGGGUACCACGAGAGUGCCAUCGGGAUCCGGAUGUAUGACCCUUGAUUAAACUGAAGUAAUAUCUAAAACUUAGAUCCGAUUAACUAUUUUUACUCAUUCCUAUCACCAUUAUCUUGAGAUGUGACUGAACACCAAAAAACCUGCUGAAAUAAUUAACUUUCGUUAGUCAUAAUUCUUUUAUGAUUUUUCAAUAAAUGCAAAUGAUGAAUAAUUAUUAUAGAUAUCAUUAAUCAUUGAUAUGUUUUUUCAUAUCCA